GGUCAAAUUACUGACCCUCCCCAGGAUACAACCCCCUCAACAAGCUGUCGCCAGAGCAGGUGCUUCACCUGUCGCCAGAGCAGGUACUUCACCUGUCGCCAGAGCAGGUGCUUCACCUGUCGCCAGAGCAGGUGCUUCACCUGUCGCCAGAGCAGGUGCUUCACCUGUCAUCAAACACUGGGAUAGCAGACAAGGUCUAGUAAGACUUUUGAUUGUAUAGGUGCAACAUGGGGCCUGAGCUUCGUCUUCAUGUCCUGCUCUGAGAUACUCGGUUUUGUCUUGAGUGAGACCUUGUGUCGUACUAGUCGUAGGGCGAAGCACGACCCAGUUAUGUUCUCGCGUAUCUCGGAUGCUCUGCAGGCUGCUGCAGAUGUGAUCGCUCCACCGUGCCCUCGAGUGGAGGAUCUGCGUUACCACUGGACACAGUUAUCGAUCGUGUGUCAGCGGUGCCAACACUAUGAUGGGCAGCCACCACCUAUUGAAGAAACACACGUACCCAGGCAUCUUUCUCAAAUGCUGAAGCUACUGGUGGCAGAGGAGAGGGAGCAGCACAUAGGAGGACCUUUGAGCCCAUGCAUGGAGUACCUAGUCCAGGAGAAAGUAUUAGCGACAUUGGCGUCUCAUGCACGUGCGGACCGACCUCUAGGGAUACGUCAGCAUGUCUACAUAUUCUUGGUGGGGGUCCUUAACCAUCUUCAUCAUUCUCAUCUCCAUCAUGCACCCAUACACAAGCCCCUGCAGGCCAUGGUGCGAACAAUUUGUGAGAUGAGAGCUUCUCCAUAUGAAGCUGAAGAAAUUGAAUUCUUAUCGACAUUGUCUGAAAAGAUUCGUCAAGAUAAUGGUAUAAUACUGCUCUAUAUACAGCCAAUAGCCCUAACUGGAGGUGUUUCAAGUGGUUAUACGCCAGAAGACAGUCUCCCACCGACCCCAUCCCACGUGGCCACGGGCACCAGUAGCAGUGACUCUCACUCCGUAGUGACAUCACAGAAAUUACAACCUAAAUUUCCAUUGGUGGAUGCUCUGCUCAACCUCUGUCACAGUGCCGACAGUGAGAUCUCGGCUACAGCCCAUGACUGCCUUGUGGGUAUAGCAAGUGUCCGAGAGGGUCAGAGCAGUUCAACUAUAGCGAGACACACACUCCUUCCCCACUACCUGGCCACCCGUUUAGUCACUGCCUCUGACAGCAUUCCUGCAGAUACUGAAUCAGCAUUAAUAGAGGAUGUACCAUUGUCAGAAAGAGUCAGGACUGAAGGCGGCGAAAACAGCGACAGUGAGGAUGAAGAAGAUGUGGGAGAGUUUCCCGGGAAAAAAGAAGUAGUGACAUUCCUGCACUGGCUCACUUUCUGUGAUAAGCUUGUAGGUGUAAGUGAUGGUGCGUUGGGUUCAAGCAUCUGUUCUACGAUAAGAGAGGUGUUCUUAGAUGGUGUUUUACGUGGGAAUCUCACCAGUGACGACGAAGAUACCAUAUCUCUCUACAUUGCUGUCACGGCCAAGAUCAUUACCUCAGUUUCCUCUCCACUGCUCGUUAAUAGCAUCAUCUCGUGGCUGACUGAAGACUCUGAGGACAUAGAAGGCAGUGAGAACAGCAUGAGACAACAGGUGAUGGUUCUGUGCCAGCGUCCACCUCAUCACCUCCAGAUACAGGCUCUAAGGCUACUUCAGGUGCUGAUGGAGAAGCCUGGGAGCAUGGCUGUACAGUCACUGGUGCUGAACUAUGUAGUAACGCGGUCGUACUACGAUUCCUCGGCAGCAGAACACCUUCAGAGCUCCUGGUCGGAUGAAGAAGAUGAGAGAUACAAACACCGAGAGGGUGAGAUGUCUCCUGGAUCACAGCCCAUCAGCAGAACCUUAGCCCCAGCUAACAUAAAUAAAAUUGUCAAGAGUUUCAUGACAGUCGUACCUGAGGAGUUGAGAUCAACAACCAAGGAUGACUUUGAGAGUUACAUGGCUGAUGCCCAGCGCCAGUACAGUGACAUGUGUCGGUCAUGUUCAUCAUUUGGUUGGCCGAGAGAAGCUGUAACUCCAGAGUGCCCGUCCGAUUCCUCGUCCACAGCAUCCCGGGAGUCUCGGCCCGAAGCAGAAGGAAACACGUUCUAUGAAGGACCAUUCCUUAGCAUGCUCAUGGAUUUCCUGGAACACUUACCUGAUCAAGAUUAUGAUAUCAACUUGCAAGUGACAUCGUUGAUGGCAACUCUAGCACUGCUACCACACCCACACCUCCACGAGUACCUGCUGAACCCCACCAUAAUGGUGGCUGGGGGUGUACGCACACCCUUCACUGUCCUCUCCUCGGUAGUGUCCAAGAUUCACCAGCCAAUUAUGGAACGUGAAGAUUACCUGGAUCAUCUCAAGGUCACCAGAUACCAGCUCUUGGGCACAAUGGAGGACUUUGACUUUGACCGAGAUGAAGACAGCCAUAAGUUUGAAGCACUGAUUGUCAUUGAAGAAUUCACCAAGGAAUUAGCAUCAAUUGCAUAUGCCAAAUACAUUACAGAAGGUAGUGGAUGGUAGUGAUUGUCAGGUAUGGUGACUUCUCUACUCUACAUUCCUGUCACAGUUGUGUGUCUGCCCCGAUCAUGGCUUAUUACAGGCACUCGCAGCGGAAGCGACAUUGGUGACGGGUAAAAGACGGCAAUCCUCUUAGAUUUGAUAUAUAUAAUGUGCACCAAAAUCUUUGUAGGUAUUUUGGUUUCAACUAAGAAAAAUGAAUGUAAGUUAACAUUUAAGCACCUGAUACUUUUAUAAAAUGUUCAACAAGAUAACUUAUUGAGCUCAACACAGAUCUGACAUUGUUAUCUUGAAUACUUGCCAUAUAAUUUUUGCUUGUUGUGAAAUGGGUAAUAGCUCGCUUAUUUAAAUGUUACUUUUAUUUAAUUUAUUGAUAACCUAUGCUUCUUGUUGCUAUUUUUUCUUUGUGUGUCACUCUUCAAAUUUAGUUAAUGUAUAGAUGGUCUCUUUGGUAUCACAUGCACAAGUCUUAUAGUGAGGAAGAGAGUGCAAUUGUGAAUACUCUUCCUGUCCCGGUGUUGCAUUUGCAUGGGGAAUAAUGCACAGGUUGCACCCUAUUUUGUAAAGGGAAUGUAGUCAUGUUAGUGCACAAAUAUACACAGCAAUAGAUGGGAUGGAAAUGGUAGAAAUUUAUGUAUUUUUUUAAGCAGCUUCUGGGACUAGAUUAAGUUUAAUGACGGAAUUCUGCAGUGGAGAAAGAAAGCAUCACACUGGUCAGUCUUUAUUUAAAAGGACUUUUUGUAUAUGUUGUAACUUUAGCUGCAAGUCAGAACCUCAACUGUGUUGUGAAGGCAGUUCUCCACAACCUAGAUGUGCCAUAUUGUCAUGUAUUGUAUUUUCUGCAUCUGCUCUUUCUUGUUUGUGCGCGUACAAGGGAGCCGGUCGGCCGAGCGGACAGCACGCUGGACUUGUGAUCCUGUGGUCCCGGGUUCGAUCACGGGCGCCGGCAAGAAACAAUGGGCAGAGUUUCUUUCACCCUAUGCCCCUGUUACCUA
Messenger RNA from Procambarus clarkii (red swamp crayfish), 3503 nucleotides. The record is from RefSeq and is a predicted model, not a curated record. NCBI's taxonomy places the organism in Eukaryota, Metazoa, Arthropoda, Malacostraca, Decapoda, Cambaridae.